Messenger RNA from Megalopta genalis, 5864 nucleotides. RefSeq lists its product as uncharacterized. Gene Ontology annotation, molecular function: growth factor activity. Gene Ontology annotation, cellular component: membrane. NCBI's taxonomy places the organism in Eukaryota, Metazoa, Arthropoda, Insecta, Hymenoptera, Halictidae. The record is from RefSeq and is a predicted model, not a curated record. Gene Ontology annotation, biological process: hemocyte migration.
ACGCAUGCGCGUUACGUUCCGCGAUCUCUCAGGCCGGCGGCCGGAGAGGCUGGCUGAGGCCGGCCUCAGUCGGCCGCGACAUUCGGUCCGCGAUACGAUUCGGUGUGAUCUCUGUGUGCCGAACUCUCUCUCUAUCUCUCUCUGUCUUCCAUCCUCCGCGUGUCUCUCUGUCCCGGGGGCGAGAUAGGAGCCAGUGGUGCGCCGGUUAUCUUUGAGGACGACCCGACGCGUGUCGGUCGACCCUACCGAAGAGCAGGCAGCGCGAUCUCUCCCGAUCGUCAUAGAGAAAUCGUUCACCAACGUCUAGGAAUCGGCGAGGCAAAUUUAGCGGAGAAGCCGAUCGAAGCUCGGACCGAAAGGCUGGCUCGCGCGAUGCGCGCGUGAGACCGGUAGCUAGAAGCCGACAGACCGUGGCUCGGUAUCGGCGGGGAACGUGAUCGGAAUAGACGGAGGGAAGAGGCGGUGUCCGGAGAGCUUACCGUUGCGUUCACAUUUUUACGGAAUCGAGUGAACUGGAAGCAGGCCAGGAGGAGCCGUACGCGAGUGUGUCGCGUCGCACGGCCCGCGCCGAUUGAUUCGUUUUGCGGCAGGCACCGCGAUCACCACGUGGAUCGGACGGUGGUACUCCCUCGCGUGUCCACCGUUAAGCCUAUAACUCUCCCUCUCUCGCUCUUUCCACCGCGGCCGGAGAGGUCCCUCGGAUUCGAGCUCGGAUUCGGUUGACCGCUGGCCGAGAGCGAUCGAUCGCCAUUCGAUCGGACGAUCAUUGAUGCCUCGACCGGGACACGCCGGAGAGUCCCGGAUCUUGGUGAGCCGACGAGACGCGAUCGGGAUCGUGGGAGCGGCCGCCGAGGGGUCGUUGAGCGGUCCGCGGGCCGAGGAUCGGGCCGGGAUGAUGUAAGGUGCUUGAGCGAGGGGACAACCGAUCGGUAGACCGAAAUGGCGCGCGACAGGAGGCUGCUGUUGCUCUCGAUGCUGCUGAUGGCAUGCGGGACGCUGGCGGUGGAGGCGACCAGGUACCGGGACCACGAGGACCCGGAGAGCAACCCCGGCGGGUCGAGGCACCGGCAUAGACACAGGCACGAGCCCGUGGCCAGGAGAAGCGACCGCCACGAGCUGGCGGAGAGACGGUCGUCGUCUUCUUCUUGGUCGCAGGAGCUCGACUACGAUGACGGCUCGAUGGCCGAUCGCGAGGACGAGGGCCAGGACAAUUACGACGCCGGCCCCUAUUUCGAGAGAUCGUAUCCGCGCUCGGCGAGGAUCAGCCUCCACGGCCGGAUGUUCGAGCCGCGAUACCCGGCCAGGUACCAUCAUCGCGGCGGCCAUCGAGGCUGGUUCGACGAGGACGAGGAGAGACGCAGGGGUUCUCCGCGGUGGAGGAGCUACAGGGCCAGGAGCCAUCACAGACCGAGGAACAGGGACUCCUCGGACUACGACGAGGACGAGAAGUCGGCCAGCUACGAGCUCGACAGGCAUCACAGCUGGUGGAAGAACGGCAGGAAGCACAGGAUCGGGCCGAGGCGCGACUGGUAUCCGGAGAGCAGGAAAAGACACCGUCCCGACGACCCGGACGAGGCCAGGAGGAUCGACGAAUGGCGGAAGAGGACCAACUCGUCUAGAAAGAGGACCGAGGACACCGAGGACUACGAGUACCGCGUCGACGACGCCGACGUCGACGAGGAGGAGGACGCCUGGGCGGACGACGAGAGCCAGCCCGAUGACGACGAGGAGUUCGACAACGAUUUCUUCAAGCCCGAGAAGAAGGCGCCGCUGAAGACGUACGACGAUAUCAUCAGAAGGCUCACCGCCGAGGACCCGGCCACCGUGAAGCCGGCCCCGAAGAGGGACUACAGGAACACCGGGGCCGAGAGGUACGCCAAGCGGGACGCGUUCGCUUACCUGAAGAUGGAGCAGAAGAACGAAACGAGGCCCCUGGCCCAGGCCAAGACCGCGUACAAGAAGAUCGUCGAGAACUCGUCCAAGCCGACGACGGACUCGCUCGCGGAGAAGAAGCUCCCGAGGAACGGCAGCCUCGAUCAUCAUCACCAGGAGAGGAGGUCGAGAUCGAAGACCGAGGAACCGCAGCCCAAGACCAAGAGCCUCGUGCCGGAUUACGACGAGUACCUGAACACGCCGGACAACGAGAAGGACGAGGACCUGGCCAAGGCUGGCGUCGAGGAGGACACCGGCAUGCAGGCGGACGUCACCAACGCGGACUAUACCGAGGACGAGGACGAGAACGAGACUCCUGCUACGUUCGCGGCUGCAGCGACUACCAGCACUAGCAGCACUACCAGCACGACCACCACGAGCACGACGACGACAACGACGGCUAGGCCAACGUCGACCCAGAACUACGACUACAGAGAUCACAGGGCGUACGAGAGCAGCGGGACCGGGGCCCAAUACAACGGCUACCAAGGGAAAAACGAUUACCCGCCGAUGUCAGCGCACAGCGCCCAGAAGUGGCAGGCUCUGGGCACUCGAGAGAGCGUCAAAGAAACCAGAGGCAACAUGCACCAGUACAACAAGAACGGCAAGACCGCGGAAAUCCGAGAGGCUCUUCAGCACGCGAUCAAGGUAUCGCGAGAGGGCAGCUGCCAAUGGCCACGGCCCAGGGUGAUACCUGUUCGCGAGGUGUACCCGAGCCCAUCGACCACCUACGUUCCACACUGCGCAAUUCUGCACAGGUGCUCGGACGACACCGGAUGCUGCAGAUCGGAGGCGCUCACCUGCGUGCCGAAGCACUCGCACCGCGUCGAGCUAUCCUUCUACACGACAAGCGUGGGCGGCGGCAGCGUGGUGGAAAAGCUGUCCUUCUACAACCACACGGAAUGCGAGUGCAGAGAGAGGACCGAAUACGACACGACCAACGAGAAACCCCCCGAGCAGAGAGUCUACAGGCACUAUCAGCCAUCCCCGCAACCUCAGAACAUGAGAAGAGCAGAACCCAGAAAGCCAUGCCGUUGUCCCUCGGAAUUCACGCCCAGGAUCACGUCGCAGGGCGAGUGCCAUUGCAACUGCUACGAGAGUCACCAGAACUGCGACAAGAUCAGGCGAGGGAAGGGCUACUUCUCUAUAGCUGAUCGAUUGUGCAUCCAGAACGAGGACUGCGCGAUGCCGAGCUGCGAGUUCGGCGACUACAUGAGACGCCAGGGCAAGUGUCCGAGGAAGAAGGACAAAUUCGACGCGAUCGUGAAUUUCCGGACCAACCUGAGCCACCGGUACAGAAGUUAAACAGAGGACAGUGCGGGGGAGAAUAAUUAAGGCAGUGUGCCAGUGAGAAAAGAGAAAGAAAGAGAGAAAGAAAGAAAGAAAGCGAGAAAGAGAGAGAGAAGCGAGAGGACGAGCGCAGAGCGCGCGACGAUUAAUUGACGGUGCCAUUUUCUUUCCGAGUGCCUUCUACUUUUUUCUUUUCUUUUUUACCAGAGAGACUCGUUAUAUGUAUGUGUAUGUGUACCCCUCGGGGCAGUUACGUAUAGGAAAAAUAAUCCUGCUGCUUUGAGCGUCGACGGCCAUCGCCUACUGUACUCCGUUGUCCUUUCUUUGUUUUCUUCUUUUUUUAUAUAUAUAUAUACUAUUGUUGUCGACGUCGAUCGUACGAUAAGAGACCGGCGACAGACUGCGAAUCGCAAAUAUUUAACUCCCACGGCGUGUCGCCGAGGCUUCGUAGAUCUGAGAGACACGCGAAAUAACGAUGCACUAUGCAGUCUGGAAAGCUGCAAUUUCUGCUGAUAAUUAACCACUUACCGAUUUUUUCGUCACCGGCAAGGAUAUUAUGAUUAAAAGAAUAGAGAAAUUGCAUUGCUAUUCGUUCGGUUUAUUAGUCGUAUUGAUUUAGGCUGCUUUCCAGAGCAUGGUGCAUUGCAACCGACGCACACGUGUCCCUGUUUAGUUCAGACUGCAGUAAUGCUCGCUCGAUUGUUCACAGUUCUAGGCACUAAUAAAACUAAUACUUUCAUUUGUUCAUGGCGCAAUUCAUUUUUCUAACGAUUCUCUAUUUCUCACAUUGUUUCAUUCAGACGCUUGUAGCUUCAAUAAUUCGUCAAAUUUACAAACAUGAAGACAGAGAAAUAGGGAGUUUUUUAGAAUUCUAUGGAACACAAUGAAAAUGUUCUAAUUAUUCACGAUAAAAUAUUGAGAAUAUUUCCGUUUCUAUUCCAACAAUGAAAUUUUCCAACUGUCGUUGGAACUUCGAUCCUUCGUCUCGGAGGAUUUGGAAAAUUUAAGAAGAAUCGUGAAGAGAGUACGAAGGACAAAGCGAGCAUUGCUGCAGCCGCCCUUUGGAUUUCACGAAGGGACGUCGAGGGUCGUAUACCAAAGUGAGAGAACCGCGACGGGAAGCGUCCUUUAUUAAACGGGUCCCUCGACGUGUCGGUUCAUCAUUCUAAUUAUCCUCUAAUUUUGUCUGUGUACUUUACAUAUUGCGAUUCUUAGGGAGGAUGUUCUCUGUGUACGGUGUCGAGCGAUCGACAGGAUCGCGCGCGUUGAUUACAGCGAGAAGAGAAACCGAUUGCCAUGUAGGUGUAAGCCCCAGAACCCCUGAUAUAUAAGAAGAAGGAUAUUGUAACACGUUUACGUUGUAUCCGCGGAAAACUAGUUAAUUGUAGACGAGAUACUCGCCGCGUUUCGGGGAGACCGAACCGUCUCGAUGGAUUGGCGAACGAAAGUGGCCCUUCAUUAGCACGUUCAACUCGCCGCUGAUCGAUCAGUGUCUCGAGCCAUCUACUAAAUUAAUUAAUCUCCUAAUAUUCUCUAAAAAAAGAAUAUACAAGAAAAUUAAGUUUCAAAGAGGUCUACAUAAUCGUUCGUCUAAUGCGAACAAAAUUACUGAUUGUCUGAUAAAAAAUUUGGUAGUCUCUGAAGAUCUUUUUCACCUUAUAGAACCCGACUUUUGUCAUGGGUAAAACUGCACUUCAUCUCGUAAAGAGUAAAAUCAUCGUUAAAAGUCGCAGAGGUCGCAUUUUCGAUGAGAUCAAAUUUCCGCAUAAUCCGCAGAACUCGAUAUCGAUGGAAUUUGUUCUGAGGAAACGAAUGGUUUCACAGAAAUUGAUUAUAACGCUAGCUGGUUUUGUUAACAUUCGAAAGGUAAUUAGAAUGGCGGGUGGAACGUGUUAAGAAUCGAAGAAUGAAUCUCGAGAUCGCGGCUUCGUGAGUCCCUCUCGCGCUGAACUUAUCGAUAAGCCUAGCGCAAAAGGAUCGUCGCCCCUGUACAGACCACGAAACGACGGACAUUCGAAGAAGCUAUUUAAGUAUACGAAAAGUGUGAACGAGGGAAGAGAGGCAGGAGAAGAAGAAGAAGAAGAAGAGGAAGAAGAAGAAGAAGAAAAACGAAAAUAAGCCUGUGUGUGACUCGUCGGAGUCUCGAGUAUUUCGUGUUGCGACUAUCUCCGAUCCUUCUCCGACCCAACUAAAAACGUGUUUUGUACGCUUUUAUAUGCAUUACUAUAAUAUAUACGUAUGUAUUACUCGAUCGCGAACCGGUAACCGAUCCAGCAUUUAUAAGCCGAUGGAGAACGUCGUGUGUACGCUUCGUCCGAAAAUCGAGAUUCCACCGAUAUUUGGAUUAACGAUCGCGAAAUCCGGCGUGAGAAAUGAAGCUUUCGAUUCUGAAGACUCGAUCCGCGAAAGAACGCGCACGAGUUUUCUAACCAUAUCAAUCGAGGGCGUGUUAAUUAAGUCGAACUCUGCUCGAUAUUUCAGCUUGCUGUUGUACUCAAUACCGACAGUAGACAAUAUACAUAUAGACGUAGCCAGCAAACCAUGCAGUAAAGUUGUAUAAAGAAAUUCAUGAUUAUCGUUUCAAUAAAAUCACAAUUGUGUAUUUUCUUAUUAUUAUUUAAAUAAAUUACGGUUAAAUUAUA